Brenthis ino (lesser marbled fritillary) is the source of this 2166-nucleotide messenger RNA. The record is from the annotation of a GenBank genome assembly. NCBI's taxonomy places the organism in Eukaryota, Metazoa, Arthropoda, Insecta, Lepidoptera, Nymphalidae.
AUGGCAAAAUCAAAGAAGCAAACAAAAGAAGAAAGGCUGAUGAAGAAGCGCCUUGCAGAGAGAAAAAGAUACGAAAUGAUAAAAAAUAAUCCAGAUUUAUGGAAAGAAAAGCAAGAAAAAAAUAGACAAGAUUACUUACGUAGAAAGCAGGAAAAGAAACAAUUACCUAUAAACGAAAUGACUCCUAGACAGCAAAGGUUACAGAGACAGACAUGGAGGAAGAACUAUCGUUCAUAUUAUUUAAAAAAGAAGCGUGAAAAAAGAACAAUAGCGCUGCUAGAAGAAAAUACCCCACCACAAAGUCCUAGCAUUUUGUCAGAUACCGAACCUGUAGUUUUAGAACACUUGGCUCGUAGCCUUCCAGCAAGCCCAUUCUUCAAUAAAAGCUCGGAGUGUAUGAUGUCCGGACCGUCUAUAACUUUGCGUAGCAUAUCUACACAGUGCAAUGAUUUUAAAACGAGUACACCAUCUAAUACUAAAUCUCUGUCUUCCUCAUCUGUUACUUCUGCCAUAAGACGUAACCGUUACCAAAAAGAUAAAGUAAUAAAUGUUCUUAAGAAAAAGUUAAUAAGCCUAACGCAACAAAAUGAACGUUAUAGAAAACAACUUAAAAGAAUGGCUUCAAAAAGAGUUCAAAAUCAAAUCAUUAAAGUAAAAUCCAUUGUACCAAAUACAAAACAAAAUUGUAAUUUCGAACCUUUGCCUAAUCUUCUAAAACAAGAAGUCCGUAUAUUCUAUGAGUCCGACGAAAAUAGCCGUCUAUGCUCAGGAAAGAAGGAGUUUAUUGUAAGGAAAAAAAUACGAAAGCAAAAGCGGUACCUCAGCGACAAUCUUUUAAAUUUGCAUAAGAAAUUUUUGAAAUCUUCAAAUUUUACCAUUAGCUAUUCAACAUUCUGCAAGCUAAGACCAUUUUGGGUUUUGCUACCUGAUUUUCGAUCACGUGACACUUGCUUAUGCAAAUUACAUACUAAUAUGGAUUUAAUCAUCAAAGGAUUGUAUCAGAGGAAGAUAAUACCCGUUAUGACCUCCCAAAAUCUUCUUUCAAUGUUAUGUUGCGACAUGUAUAGCGUGGACUGCUUGCAUCGCAAUUGUUUAGCAUGCAAAAAUAAAGUAGUUUGCUAUCAGGAGUUUGAUAAUUCUAUUGAAAUGACAUAUUGGCAGUGGGACACGAAACAAGAUGUAACAAAAUGUAAGGGAAGGAAAAUUAGAAUUACUGAAAAAGUAAAGAAGACCGAAGAACCGAAAAAAUGUAUUGAAAAAUUUGAAUCAAUGUUGAAAGAGUAUUUAAUGCAUUGUGGUAAUAUAGUUUCUCAAUAUAAUGCUUUCAGAAACUUGAAAGAAAGUCUAAGUGAUGGUGAAUGUAUAAUUCACAUUGAUUACAGCGAAAAUUAUGCAGUCAAGAGUUAUCAAGAAAUUCAGUCCUAUCAUUUUGGUGGUAGCCGUAAACAAUUAACAUUGCAUACUUCAGUAAUAUACUUUCUAGAUGCUGAAAAUAUACCUCAAAUACAAUCAUUUUGUACGAUUAAAUUAAAAACUAUUUCGGAAUAUGACGUAUUUGAAAAAGACUUACUGUUCCCACAAAAUAUAAAAGCCUUUCCUGGAUGCAUGAAAAUGCACCAGAUAGUUUGGAAAUUAAAUUUUCCUAUGAUGGCUGUUCGAAAACUUAGUUGUACGGAUAAGGCUUGUUUGUACGAAGUAAUCAGCUGCAAUCAUAAGAAACACAUUGGAUUUUAUCACUUAGAAGAGGUAUAUCAGGAAAGAAUAACAGUUACACCCUUGGCUGACUCGAAAAGGCAAUUAAGAGAAAUACCUAAAUCAUUUUGGUCAGUAAAUAAUGAAUCAAAUGGAAAUGAUGGCGUAACUGGGAUAGGAGAUCUUGUACAAACUAUCACUAAUAGAACUACAUGUAAAACAAACAAUAACCUUAAUACGCGAAGUGCUAACCAAAAUAAUAAAAGAAAAGUAGACAAACUAAAUGAAAGAAAAGAUCUCGAUAGAAGUGGAAGGACUGAUAGAGUAGAACAGAUUAUGCUAUUGGCAGGAUCUUCAAACAUCGAUAACAUUUCAGAGAUAACUUUUUCAAGAGACGGCGAUAAAGAUUUUACUAUAGAUUUAGAAAAUAUUAAUCCAUAUUUAAUGGAUGACGAUGAGGAAUUUAAUAUCUUC